Armigeres subalbatus is the source of this 1079-nucleotide messenger RNA. RefSeq names its product protein doublesex-like. Bases 277 to 870 code for a protein of 197 amino acids. The record is from RefSeq and is a predicted model, not a curated record. Lineage: Eukaryota; Metazoa; Arthropoda; Insecta; Diptera; Culicidae. The transcript has 3 exons.
UCGACCGUACGACCCCGUAGAAUAAUAAAAUUAUUUACAGUCCACAAUUAAGUGUUUUUCGGUGGAAAUAAAUUUCGCUAGUGACCGUAUCACAAACUGUAUUAAUUCGCGUUCCGAAUAAGUUUCCGCGGGUGCAAACGGGAAGAUUCCCAACAUUUUGGUCCCGCCGAGCCGGAUUUGUCGGGCCCGUUGAGCAAUUUCAGUGCGUGAAUUGUGUGUGAUAUCGGCCAUCGAGCUACUGCGGACAAUAUACCGAUUGCUAAUUGUUCGUGCCACAUGGCUGCUAUUGUUGCGGCUUCAUCAUCUAAUAGUAGUUUAUUCGAUAACACUCACCAUCGACGGAGCAUCCGUCAAUCAUUCAGUCAGCACAAUCGUCAAAGUCAUCAUCAUCAUUAUCAUCAUCAUUACUGUAACAGCCACUACUACCGUCGACGAUCUACGCGAACCAUCAGCCGAGGCGGGGGAGGUGGAACACCAGCUUUGGGUCGCGAUGAAGCACUUCAUCAGGACUGUUGCGGCACCAGCGGCAUCGGCAUUUCCAGCUGCAGCAAUCAAAACAAUAACAAUAACGGAAACACUAACAACAGUGGGCAUGGCAGCCUCCACCGGGCAACAUCGGGCGGUGGCAGUGGUAAGCGUUGUACUUUUGCGGCGACCACGACCACGAUUCCGAGUACUAGCGGCGGCGAUGCCAGCUGCAGUAGCAGUCGAUUUAGCAGCGGUCGCAAAAACCCAAUCAGACCGCCACCCACCACGGUUCUAGUGAGUCACGGUACACGAGAAUCGAUGCAAUUUGAUGACAAUCCACAUAUUACGGUGCACAGCCAAAGCUCAAACAGCAGUACCUCGACGCUGAGAAUUCUCGAGUGAAUAACGGGUAUAGAAGCUUGAGGGAAGGUGCACUGUGACAACACUUUACAGAGAAUGUGAUUGAUCGAGAAGUAUUUGAUGAGAAUAAGUAGCGUUUUAUGAUGGAAUCGUAACUUCCGUAAUGGUACGCAAUGUCGAUACUUUUAGUCCUUCGACUGCAUUCAAAAUUAUUGAUCUGUGAAAAAAACUUAUGUUUUUGAAAGCACUAA